AUGAAGUAUAUCAAUGUAGCAAUUUUCGUCUACUUCCGUCCAAUCGUGUCAAGUGUCACCGUUGACGAACCCAAGCAAAGGCAGUUUCGCAAGAGUCAACGGGUUUUUAAGGCGGUAGAGCAAGGGACAGAGCGAGGUGCAGCGAUGCGGCUGAUCAUCCUGGAGGACGCGUCGGUGGUGGCGGACUGGGCGGCGCGCUUCGUGCUGCAGCGCGUGUCGGAGUUCGCGCCCGGGCCCGGCCGCUACUUCGUGCUGGGGCUGCCCACGGGCGGCACGCCGCUGGGCAUGUACCGCCGCCUUAUCGACUUCUACAAGGAGGGCCGUCUCUCCUUCAAAUACGUCAAAACGUUCAACAUGGAUGAGUACGUCGGUCUGCCGCGCGAUCACCCCGAGUCGUACCACUACUACAUGUGGAACGAGUUCUUCAAGCACAUCGACAUCGAGCCGGCGAAUGCGCACGUGCUGGACGGCAACGCGCCCGACCUCGUGGCCGAGUGCCGGCGCUUCGAGCGCCUCAUCGAGGAGGCCGGCGGCAUACACCUCUUCGUAGGAGGCAUCGGGCCGGACGGGCACAUCGCGUUCAACGAGCCGGGCUCGUCGCUGGUGUCGCGCACGCGCGUCAAGACGCUGGCGUACGACACGCUGGAGGCUAACAAGCGCUUCUUCGGCAACGACAUCAGCAAAGUGCCGCGCCAGGCGCUGACCGUGGGCGUGGGCACGGUGAUGGACGCGCGCGAGGUCAUGAUCCUCAUCACGGGCGCGCACAAGGCGCUGGCGCUGGCCAAGGCGGUGGAGGAGGGCGUCAACCACAUGUGGACCGUGUCCGCCUUCCAGCAGCACGCGCAGGCGCUGUUCGUGUGCGACGAGGACGCCACGCUGGAGCUGCGCGUCAAGACCGUCAAGUACUUCAAGGCGCUCAGCGACGAACACCAGAAGAUGAUCUCGGGAGUGUCCGUGGCGGAGCAGCGCGUGCUGCAC
Messenger RNA from Brenthis ino (lesser marbled fritillary), 978 nucleotides. Lineage: Eukaryota; Metazoa; Arthropoda; Insecta; Lepidoptera; Nymphalidae. The record is from the annotation of a GenBank genome assembly.